AUGAAAGAGAUCAAGUCAUAUGAUGCAACUAGGAUUAGCUAUGUGAAUUCAAAGGAAAAUCCAGCGAACGUUGCAACGAGAGGAGCAACCAUAAAUGACUUGCACGACAACAAACUUUGGUGGAAUAGACCAAAAUGGCUAACAGAAAGCCUCGAAUUGUCCUCUAAAAUAGUGAAUAAUGAUACUGAAGAUUUGGAUACAGAUAUUGAAAGUACACAGGCUGUGAAAAGUAAUUCUGGAAAUUUAGAGACUGUAUUUCAUGACGGAGAAAGUGUGUCAAUUUCAAAUACAGUAGAUAACGAACGUGUACAUGACAAUAUCUGUGUUUCGUUUGAGAUAGAGAGUACAAAGUUCUCUUCUGUUGACAAAUUGAUCCGUAUUACUGCCUUUGCCAAACAAUUCAUCAAGCAAAUCAGGAAACAAAAUGCACAGCUUAAGAAGACACAGAUUCUUACUACUGACCGUAUGACAGUACAAGUUGAUGAUAGUGAUUCCAGCAGUGUUGAAAGUGAUUCUAGUGGUGAUGAUAGUGUUAAAAUUGAUGAUAAAAAUGAAGUCAUCGAUGAAGACGCUAGCGAUUCGAUUCGAGCAAAUAAGGAAGAUGGAAAGGAUGAAAAUGAUGAAGAUGAUGGUUCAAUGACUGAAGGUAAAAGUUAUAGAAAUGUUGGAGAUAGCAUAGAUAUAAAUGAAGAUGAAAAGAAUGUAAAUGAAAAUGAUUAUAAUAAAACGACUGAAGCUGAAACUGAAAAAGGUGUUGAUUACAGCAUUACGAUAGACGAAAAUUGUGACCAUGAUGUUGAAGAUGACAAAAUGGCUGAGAAAGAAACUGAUAAAGAAUGA
Messenger RNA from Mercenaria mercenaria, 840 nucleotides. RefSeq names its product protein PFC0760c-like. Lineage: Eukaryota; Metazoa; Mollusca; Bivalvia; Venerida; Veneridae. The transcript is spliced from 4 exons. The record is from RefSeq and is a predicted model, not a curated record. The coding region runs from base 1 to 840 and encodes 279 amino acids.